AUGGCCGCCGCAGACACAAUGCUUCAUCACGCGUCGCCCUCUCCCCCCUCACGUUCGGCCUCAUCCUCGGUCUCGUCAAACCAGAACAAGCGUCGCCAUCUCGGAGACGGCGACGUCCCAGGCAACCUGUCCAGCAAGAAGCAGCGCACCACAGGAACCUCCAACAUCCAGAACCAGGCAACGCCACUGCAAAGUAACCACAACCAGCAGCAAAGCACCACCCCCGGCGUAACCCCGGCCUUCCAACCAUACGCGUCCCUCCUCGCCAAGCUCCGGCCCCGAUAUGAGGUCAAGACCAUGAGCGUUAUGCCCUCGACCAGCAUCGCCAAGCACGUCGACAAAGCUUUGCAACACCUCGACCGCUUCAACCUGUGGGAUCAAUCCGUGCUUCCCGGUGUGGUGCUCCUGUCCGCCAAGCCAGUGGCUUCGAGCAAGCUUGUCACCAUUGCCGAGCUGGUACGACGGAGGAUUGGCGAGGGGGAGCAAAAGUGGUUUCAGUACAAUGUCCUGACGGAGACAGAAGAGGUGGAAGAGGGCAGUGGUGGGAUGGAGGUGGUGGAGGAUGCGGUUAUGGACUUGACCAAGGAUGGUGAUGAUGACGAGGAGGAGGCGUUCGAGACGAUGGGUGAUCGCAACAACAACAACAAUGAGGGACAACGACGACAACAACAGCAGACGGUUUUCGAGAGAGCUAUCGAGCCAACCAAGGUUCGACACAACAAGUAUGUGAGCGUAUUUUUGUCGAGGAUCCCGAUCGAGGAGCUGAGGACGAUGCGGAACAUUGCUGUGCAGAGCAACGAGCAGCAUAUUGAGCAUUUGAAAAAGAAGAGGGUCAGCUUGGUAGCCUAA
Messenger RNA from Sordaria macrospora k-hell, 849 nucleotides. RefSeq lists its product as uncharacterized. NCBI's taxonomy places the organism in Eukaryota, Fungi, Ascomycota, Sordariomycetes, Sordariales, Sordariaceae. The record is from RefSeq and is a predicted model, not a curated record. Gene Ontology annotation, molecular function: nucleic acid binding.